This is a messenger RNA of Nomia melanderi (Alkali bee), 1075 nucleotides long. It is a transcript of the gene MED11, whose product is annotated as mediator complex subunit 11. Gene Ontology annotation, cellular component: mediator complex. The record is from RefSeq and is a predicted model, not a curated record. NCBI's taxonomy places the organism in Eukaryota, Metazoa, Arthropoda, Insecta, Hymenoptera, Halictidae. Gene Ontology annotation, molecular function: transcription coregulator activity. Gene Ontology annotation, biological process: regulation of transcription by RNA polymerase II.
AUAUUUGUUUAAUGUGUGGUUCGUCAUGAUAACUCGUAAUUCUAUGUAACUAUUAACACAAUUACGUGUGUUUAUUUAUUGUACGAUUCAGAAAACUUCAAUUCAGACGUUCCGAUGUAAUUGAAAUAUAUUUUUCGUCGCACCUUCUACGAAUUCUCUAUAGUUUUGAGCAGUUUCAUUACAACAAAUGGACAGAUGCGAACGUGGAGUGGGGCGAUGAGCGGGAACGAACAAAGGAGGGAAAGAGGAAGGCAACUUUUUAACCACUGGUGUAACUCUUUGUCAUAUGAGUUGUGUCUGCGGUAACUGAUCGCUUGUGUGUUCGUAUUUCUUCUGUUUACCGAACCACACGCAUACCACAAACAAAUUACGUUAUGACGCCACCGAUGGAAAGGAUACAAAUUCUGGAAACAAUUGAAAAGGACAUUAUUGUUUGUCUGCAAAGCGCGGGUCAAGCUUUUGUAGAACUUAGCAAAGAAAAAUCUAGUUUGAAGCAAGCCGAAGCACAAACUCAACAAUUUUUGAAAACAUUGGGCCAUGUAGAAUCAAAAUUGAGCGAACAAAUCAAUUAUUUAACUCAAGUUUCGACAGGACAACCACACGAAGGCUCCGGGUAUGCGAGUCAAAAGGUUUUACAAAUGGCAUGGCAUAGGUUAGAACACGCGCGAAGCAGAGUGAACGAAUUGGAACGUAUAAAACACAAACCAAGAUAAAUAACUAAAAUUCUUUCGCUUUCCAACAAUGUCCUCCCAGCUCUGACUUUAAAUGUAAUCCUCGAAUCAAAGUGUAAGAUGCGUACGGUACGUUUGGUAAAUAAUAUCACAGAAUAAGAAACUUACUGAAUUUACUUAAAUUAAAGGAGAAGACAAAAACAAAGAUAGACUCGUUUAAAACAUUUAUUUACACGUUGAUCGAUCCUGUGGUAGGAAAUUUCUCAUCUAAGGAACAUUCCCAUUACGGCGGAUAAAUUAAACGACAGUAAAGAAUAUAAAUGUAUAUCCAACGGUUUGUUUGUUUUUUCAAGAAAUGUAACUUGGUUUGGAGAAAAUGUCAGGGCAUUGCUCCAUCUACAACA